Messenger RNA from Emiliania huxleyi CCMP1516, 2247 nucleotides. RefSeq lists its product as hypothetical. Gene Ontology annotation, cellular component: membrane; intracellular membrane-bounded organelle. Gene Ontology annotation, biological process: chloride transport; transmembrane transport. Lineage: Eukaryota; Haptophyta; Isochrysidales; Noelaerhabdaceae. The transcript is spliced from 3 exons. Gene Ontology annotation, molecular function: voltage-gated chloride channel activity. The coding region runs from base 1 to 2247 and encodes 748 amino acids. The record is from RefSeq and is a predicted model, not a curated record.
AUGGCGGCCGCAGAUCCGAUCGAGGAGACUCCUCGGAGGCUUGCCGCGUUCGGCGUCUACGUCUCCAUCAACACCGGCUUCGUCCUCGUCGCCGCACUUCUCACCGUGUGGGCGCCGCAAGCUCGCGGCUCAGGGCUGCCAGCGCUAAAAGCUUACCUGAACGGAGUGCAUCAGCGCAAGCAGUGGGCGAGCCUGCCGGCCCUCGUGGCAAAAUCCAUCGGAAUCACCCUUGUGGUAGCGACGGCGCUGCCGCUCGGCAAAGAAGGCCCGAUGGUGCACAUCGGGGCGAUGGUUGGCGCCGUCGUAUCCCGCUCCAAGGUCUGCGGCCUCGAGCGCUUCCUCGAGCUCCGACUGCCGCGACCGCAACGCGAGUGGGUCGGCAUGGGCGCAGCUGCAGGCGUCGCCGCCGCCUUCAACGCGCCCCUCGGCGGGAUCCUGUACUCCUUCGAGGAGGUCUGCUCCUCCUGGAGCGCCAAUCUCACGUGGCGUAGCUUCAUUUGCUCCGUCGUCGUUGUGACGACGCUCAGCCUGUUCAUCCACUUUGUCCCGCUGAUGCACAGCGAAGGCUUCGUGCUCGGACUCGGCAGCAGCUCGCACGGCCCCUCCCCGCCCAUCAACUCACUCGCAUUUGUGUGGAUGGCGCUCCUCUCGCUCGCCGGGGGCAUUCUCGGCGCGCUCUACAACGACCUUGUGGUUCGAAUCAACCGGCGCCGCAAUUCGCUGCGGCUGGGCCCAUUCGGCCGUGUCGCCGAGGUGGUGCUCCUCAGCGUGGCCGUGUUCAGCGUGUACUUUUGGCUCCCCGUCGCCACCGCGUGCGAGCCUUGCCCGCCGUCGUCGGAGGCCGUCUCAUGCGGCUCGGGAGGAGCUCACUCCGACGACGCUCACGCGAGCAUUACGCUACACGGCUUCGACUGCGCUGCCGGCCACUACAGUCCCAUGGCAACGCUGAUGCACAGUGGGCAGGAGGGCGUGAUCAAGCACCUGCUCUCACGCCAUCCGUCCGCCACGCCGCCCUUUCCGCCGCUCACCCUCGGGCUCGUACUCGCCGUGUACUACCUGCUCGCGAUCGCAUCGAUGGGGAUCGCGGUUCCCGCGGGCAACUUUGUCCCCGGCAUCAUCAUCGGCGGCGUGCUCGGCCGCUUGACGGGCGAGGUCCUCGCCGGCGCGAAAGUCCCCGGCUCGGGAGCGACGGACUUUCCGGGCGUGAUGGCGCUGGUCGGCGCCACUGCGGUGCUCGGCGGGAUGACGCGGAUGACGCUGACGAUCGCGGUGAUCCUGACCGAGAUAACCGACGACGUGCACUUGCUCCCUACCAUCAUGCUCGCCCUCGCCAUCUCAAAGGCCAUCGGCGAUCGCAUCUCGCCCUCGUUCGACGAUGGAAUGAUUCGGCUGAUGAGGCUGCCCAUGCUCGAGGAUGCGCCGCCGGCGGUGCUCGAGCCCCUCGUGGCCCGCGAUGUGAUGGCAGGGCCGGUGCUCACGCUCAAAGAGCAGCUCCUAGUGGGCGACGUUGUCCAAAUCCUCGCCUCCAACAACCACAACGGCUUCCCUGUCGUCGGGGUUGGCGGCCACAUCGUUGGCAUGCUAGAGCGACGGCAGCUCCUGGUGCUGCUGCAAGAGCGAGUCUGGACCAUUGGGACCUGGGCGUUGACGGCCAGGACGCGCAUGCGCUUCAUCACUUCGCAGGACGGCAGCGAGACGGCAGGCAGCCGCGGGAGUCGGCGAGCCGGCGGCGCGGUGCACGCGCUCUUGGCGCUCGACCCCCGGGAGAAGGAGCGUCAAAUCGACCUGCGCCCAUUCAUGGACCCGUCGCCAAUCUUGGUGGGCGAGCUCACACCCUUGCCGCGAGUCUAUCGGAUGUUCAACGAGAUUGGGGUGCGCCACUUGCCUGUGGUGGACAAAAUGAAGCGGGUCUCUGGCAUCAUCACGCGCAAGGACUUGCAGCACGAGUCGGUCGAGAAGCGGCUGGAGGAAUUUUGGAUGUCCAAGCGGGGCGGACGGUGGGCUUGCGAAGACUCGCACGCGGCGCAGCCUUCUCCGGUGGGCGACCCGCAAUCACCACGUGCCCGCGUGGUGGCGGCCGAUACGUCGGACGAGGAGGUUGAGAUGCUGCAGCCCUCCAACAGAGAGGCGGAGCAGGCUCGGCUGCUGUCGUGCCUUACCGCCGACGAGGGCGAUGGGCGCAAGCUCUCCUCCGCGCCCGCCUCAUGCCAGCCGACCCCGCAGCGACGAGCCCCUGCACCGAUCUAA